Macadamia integrifolia is the source of this 3488-nucleotide messenger RNA. RefSeq names its product transcription factor LHW-like. Bases 325 to 2847 code for a protein of 840 amino acids. Lineage: Eukaryota; Viridiplantae; Streptophyta; Magnoliopsida; Proteales; Proteaceae. The record is from RefSeq and is a predicted model, not a curated record. Gene Ontology annotation, biological process: regulation of DNA-templated transcription. The transcript has 11 exons. Gene Ontology annotation, molecular function: protein dimerization activity; DNA-binding transcription factor activity.
AAUCCACCUUUCCAGUUUCCAAAUUGCACCCCUUUCCCACUCUUUCCUCUCUUCUAUAUCAGUAGACAGUAGUAGUAGUACUUCUUCAGAGUUCUGUCUCGAGUCUCAACGGCCACCGUUGCCGCCAAGAAACAACAAAACCGUCGGUUUUUAGCCUCAAAAUCACUCCUACUCUUCUCCUGUUCUGGAGCUGGCGAUGAGACGAAACAGAGAUCUACGAAAGAAAGGGGCAGGGAGGGGAUCCUGCCGCGGAAGCUAGAAAUCACUGUGGAAGCUUUGAAAUAGAUGGUUUUCUUCUCUGAUUUGUAAGAUUUCGAAGCAGAGAUGAGUUUUCGGCUUAAAGUUGAGCUUAAGAGACUCUGUUGUAACAAUGGGUGGUCGUAUGGGGUCUUCUGGCGCGUCCACCGCCGUAAUUCCCUGCUGUUGACCUUGGAAGAUGCCUAUUAUGGAGAACAAUUGGGCUUGGUGAUUGACAAAAUGCUUCCUCAGGUCCACGUGCUGGGAGAACGAAUUGUUGGACAAGCUGCUUUUACUGGAAAGCACCAGUGGUUCUUCUUAGAUGCCUACUUUGGAGAAAGGAGUCCUACUGGAUAUGUUGCUGGUCAAGAUAACUUCCAGGUGCAGGAUAAUUCAGAGUUUCACUGUCAGUUUUCCUCUGGAAUAAAGACAAUUGCGGUAAUUUCUGUGGCACCACAGGGUGUGAUACAGUUUGGAUCCACUGAGAAGAUUCCGGAGAGGUCAGAGUUUGUGGAUCACACAAGAAGCUUGUUUCGGCAGAUUGAAAGGGAUGAUGGGCUUGUUCUAUCAGGGAAUGUACUAAGAGAUCUGAAUGGUGAAGUCUAUGAUCCAUGUGGAUCUUUUUCUUCUGUAGUAUUGUCUGGCAAUUCCUAUUCCAACUAUGGAAAUAUCGACUCCUUCAACGAUGAAAGCUGCAAAAAUCUAAUUGGAAAAUCCCAUUCUUCAUUAAUCACUCAUCAAUCCUCAUCUUUUACAUCAGAAUGGCACCAUGGUAGCAUGUCCACCUUGAUUGGUAAUCAAUUUCACCUCAAAAGCCAACACAACACAUCAGGUGCAGACGCUCAAGUGAUAUUAUCAAAACCUAGCCUGCAAUUACCACAGGUCUUGUCAGAGUCUUAUUCCAGCUGUACUGACAACACUGUUGGCAGACAACAAACCAUGAGUUCACUGAGUGGUGAAGGUUCAACCAUGACUUCAUUUGAGAGACAACUGUUGUGUGGAUCAGGAAUGUGUUUUACUCCAACGGUAUCUUCUGCCACCCUGAAUACUCCUUUAUCUUCCAAGAAUGUGUUUGUGGAUUUUCAAGGGGAGUCAACCUUUCCUUCAUUAUGCAGCAUGGGCAGAUCAUAUGAUAUGGUAUCCGAUAAAAAAUUAGUUGAGGCCAACAAAACUAGUGUAUAUGGCUCACAGGAAUUGGAAGAUAUCCAGUCACCCACCCAUUUAACCCAUCCAACAGAAGAUGGACUUCCAAAGGUGCCUUCUAGCUUUCCAGCAUUCACUGGGGUGAGAUCAUUCAAUACUAGGGAAGCUGUCUCUGAACCCAAACCGGUAAAAAAUCUCUCUCAGUCGAAUGUUCCACCACUGGGGCAGGGAAACAGUGGAUUGGCUGCUCCAACACUGAAUGAUAAUUUGUUACAAUCAGAAGCAGUGCCAGGUGGUGUUUUGAAUCAGGCGGUUACACCUGCCACCAAUAACAUAAAUUUUUGUGGUGACUGGAAAGCAAACUCUUCAAAUGCUUCUUUGCAACUGCCUGCUGAAAAUGAGCUUUUCGAUGGUUUGGGAUUGGAUUUUGGCAGCUUCCAGAGCCAAGAGUGUUGGGGUGAUGUUAUAUUACCUCUAGGGACUAGUGGUUGCCCGACUUUGAGUACUGGUAUUUCAGAGUCUAUCUCAGAGGCUGUUCCCCAGAAAGGAUUCUUCUCUGAGAGUGGACUUGAAGAUCUGUUAAAUGAUGUUGUUUGUAAUUUUAACUCGGUUACUAAACCUAACUCAGAGGAUUCAAGAACUACUAUGUCGAGGACAGGAAGCCCAUCAGGAUAUUGGAAUCAAAUUCAGUUGGCUGGUCUUUCUUGCUUGGGUGGAAAUAUGGAUGCAAUGCUGCCUGAAUAUAACAACAACAUGGUAGGAAUUCAGAAAGAAAUUGUUGCAAAAUCUCAGGUGCGAUCAUGGAUAGAUGAUAGCUAUAGCAUCAAUACGGAGAGUGAUGUGGCUUCUCAGCCUAAGAGAACUGAAGAACCAACCAAAGUUACCAAGAAAAGAGCUCGGCCUGGAGAAACUGCUCGGCCAAGGCCCAAAGACCGUCAGCAAAUCCAAGAUCGUGUCAAAGAGUUGCGAGAGAUUGUGCCUAAUGGUGCAAAGUGCAGCAUAGAUGCGUUGUUGGAUCGCACCAUCAAACAUAUGCUCUUCUUGCAAAGUGUGACUAAAUACGCCGACCAACUUAAACAAGCCGAUGAGCCUAAGAUGAUUGGAGAUGAGAGCUGUGUGAUUCUGAAAGACAAUUUGAAUGGUGGUGGCUCUGGUGCUACCUGGGCAUUUGAAGUGGGCGGUCAAACCUUGGUCUGCCCAAUUAUAGUUGAGGAACUCAGGCCCCCUGGGCAGAUGCUGGUAGAGAUGCUUUGUGAAGAGCGGGGUUUCUUCCUUGAGAUAGCAGACAUUAUUCGCGGUUUUGGCUUGACUAUCUUGAAGGGACUAAUGGAAUCUCGGGAAAAUAAAUUAUGGGCUCGCUUUAUUGUUGAGGCAAACAAGGAAAUAACCAGAAUGGAUAUAUUUUUGUCACUUGUUCAUCUUCUACAGCAAACAGUGAGUAGCGGGGUUGGUUCAGGUAAUCAGUAACAUAAGGCGGUUGAUAUUUGGGUUCCACUAAGAAUCACCAGAAAUCUCUGGUGCCACUCCCAAUCAGCCUAGCUGAUGGGAUGCAGUGAUCGGAAGCAUAAAAUCAUGGUCCAGAAUUGCCUCAAGCAGUCACCAUCUUGUGUGUUGCCGUGAAUGGUAUUCUGCAAAAUUGUCUCGGAAGAAUGACCAAAAAGCUUCCUAUUAAUUGAAGUCCCUCCUUAACAGAGGAGAUGCACAGGGGAAUCAUACUUUCUCCUCUGUAAUAAGAGAAGGGGGGCUGGAGGUGGCCAUAUGCAUGUGGAGAAUUUCUGAAAGAGCCAGUGAUUUGCUAAUUGCUAUUGCAAUUGAACAUUCUGCCCAAGAUUGGGAGCUGAGACUGGGAUGGACGGUGAAUCCGUUCAGUUGGAACUGAUAAGGAGUGGACCUUGACCAAAGGACUUGCAGAUGUGACUGGAUGGGGUUCAUAUUGGCCAAAUACAGAGCAAGGAUGCCAAGGACAAACAGGAGAGCGAUAGAGAUGGUGGAUUUUGGGUGCUUUUUUCCUUUGCCUUUUCUUCUUGGGUUCUUUCCCUAACCUGUGUAUAACCAAAAGCUAGAAUUAGAACCAGUUAAUAGGCUAACUAAAGAUUUGUUUUCUGACC